CGCACAUUUGGAUUUGAUAUUUUAUUGUUGCCGAUGUACAUCGCACUGUUAGGCACUCUGGCUUUUUUCGCAUUCAUAUUGACUUUGCUCUUUGGCCGUGGCCACAAAAGAACAAAAACCACAACAGCUGCUACCGGAACAGCAAUAACAACAACCACGACAAAUACAACACAAGAAAAUACUAACGACAACAACAACUGCAAUAAUAACAAAACUAAUUACAACUCCAGCGUUAUUGCGGCUGCAGCAACAACAAAACCAGAUACAGAAAAAAAUUAUCCUAAGGCAAGCAUCAAAAAAGUUAAAUUUUCAAGUGAAAACUUAGUAUCUGAAGUUGGUAACUUGUGCGACAAAAUUAAGGAUAUUGGUGUGGCCGAUUUGAGUAACGAUAAGAAUAAUAUAAUAAAUCACAAUAACAACAAUAUUGAUAGCAUCAAGUACAACAACAACAUGAGCGCGACAACAACAGCUGCUCCAGCAGCAACGUCUACAGAUGCAAAUGAUCGCCCUAGUUUUCUGGUUGGCGACGAAAUCGACGAUAAGGCUGCCUUGGAAGCGGGUGAAGCUCGCGAUGAUUUUCCACAAAAGAUGCAAAGUGAUAUAAGACAAAAUGGCGAUCUGGCAGAGCGUCGCAAGCGUCUGAGACCGAGUAUGUCCCGCGGCACUGGCCUGGGCCAGGAUCGUCAUCAGGAUCGUGACUUUUUGAUUGCAACUACGGAGGAGUUCGUAAAGCGCUUUGGCGGCACCCGUGUCAUUAAUCGUGUCCUGAUCGCCAACAAUGGCAUUGCGGCUGUCAAAUGCAUGCGAUCAAUACGUCGCUGGUCUUACGAGAUGUUCAAAAACGAACGCGCUGUCCGCUUCGUAGUCAUGGUGACCCCAGAGGAUUUGAAGGCGAACGCCGAGUACAUUAAAAUGGCUGACCAUUAUGUACCAGUUCCUGGCGGUUCCAACAACAACAAUUAUGCCAAUGUCGAACUAAUCGUUGAUAUUGCACUUCGCACUCAAGUGCAGGCUGUCUGGGCCGGCUGGGGCCAUGCUUCGGAGAAUCCCAAACUGCCGGAACUUUUGCACAAGGAGGGGUUGGUUUUCCUUGGGCCGCCGGAACGUGCCAUGUGGGCCCUUGGAGAUAAAGUUGCCUCAUCAAUUGUCGCUCAAACUGCUGAAAUUCCUACACUUCCGUGGUCCGGGUCGGAGCUGAAGGCUCAGUAUAGCGGUAAAAAGAUCAAGAUUACAAGCGAUCUCUUUGCACGCGGCUGCGUAACUAAUGUAGAACAAGGUCUAGCGGCCGUUAACAAGAUCGGUUUCCCUGUCAUGAUCAAGGCUUCCGAAGGAGGCGGUGGAAAGGGUAUUCGUCGUGUUGACACUGCCGAAGAGUUCCCAGCACUCUUCCGUCAAGUUCAAGCCGAAGUACCUGGUUCACCGAUUUUCGUCAUGAAGCUGGCCCGUGGUGCUCGUCAUUUGGAGGUGCAGCUGCUGGCCGAUCAGUAUGGCAACGCCAUCAGUUUGUUUGGACGUGAUUGUUCCAUUCAACGGCGACAUCAAAAAAUUAUCGAAGAGGCACCAGCUAUUGUAGCCCAGCCAGAGGUGUUCGAAGACAUGGAGAAGGCUGCCGUGCGCUUAGCCAAGAUGGUGGGUUAUGUUAGUGCUGGCACUGUGGAGUACCUGUACGAUCCAGAAGGCAAAUACUUUUUCCUUGAGCUUAAUCCGCGUCUCCAAGUCGAGCAUCCAUGCACAGAAAUGGUAGCAGAUGUCAACUUGCCCGCUUGCCAGCUUCAAAUUGGCAUGGGUAUUCCUUUGUACCGUCUGAAGGAUAUCCGUCUGCUAUAUGGCGAAUCGCCAUGGGGCUCCUCAGUCAUUGACUUUGAAAACCCGGUGAACAAGCCACGACCUUCUGGCCAUGUGAUCGCAGCGCGUAUCACUUCGGAAAAUCCCGACGAAGGCUUCAAACCUAGCUCGGGAACUGUGCAGGAGCUAAACUUCCGAUCCAGCAAAAAUGUCUGGGGCUACUUCAGUGUUGCCGCAUCCGGCGGUCUGCAUGAGUUCGCCGAUUCGCAAUUCGGUCACUGCUUUUCGUGGGGCGAAAAUCGCCAGCAGGCACGUGAAAACCUCGUAAUUGCACUCAAGGAGCUUUCUAUUCGUGGUGACUUCCGCACAACAGUCGAGUACUUGAUAACAUUGCUGGAGACAAACCGGUUCCUAGAUAACAGUAUCGACACUGCUUGGUUGGAUGCUUUGAUUGCAGAACGUGUGCAGUCUGAAAAGCCCGAUAUUUUGUUGGGAGUCAUGAGUGGAGCUCUGCAUAUCGCCGAUCGCCAGAUCACUGAGUCUUUCUCAAGUUUCCAAACUUCACUGGAAAAAGGACAAAUCCAGGCAGCUAACACGCUUACCAAUGUUGUUGAUGUAGAGCUCAUAAACGAUGCCAUUCGCUACAAAGUCCAAGCAGCCAAGAGCGGUCCCAACUCUUACUUCUUGCUAAUGAACAAUUCAUUUAAAGAAAUCGAAGUGCAUCGCCUCUCCGAUGGUGGUUUACUCAUUUCGCUCGAAGGUGCCUCAUAUACCACCUACAUGAAGGAAGAAGUCGACCGGUAUCGCAUUGUUAUUGGAAAUCAAACCUGUGUUUUCGAAAAAGAGAAUGAUCCCUCCCUGCUGCGCAGCCCCUCGGCGGGCAAACUGAUUAAUCUGUUAAUCGAAGAUGGGGCACAUGUCGCCAAAGGUCAAACAUAUGCUGAAAUUGAGGUAAUGAAAAUGGUUAUGACCCUAACGUCACAAGAAGCCGGUACUGUCACGUUUAUACGUCGUCCAGGCGCUGUUCUGGAUGCAGGCUCUCUGUUGGGUCACCUCGAAUUGGACGAUCCGUCGCUCGUUACGAAAGCACAGCCCUAUAAGGGUCAGUUCCCACAGCCGGAAAACGCGCCAGUGCCUGAGAAACUAAAUCGCGUACACAAUACGUACAAAUCUAUACUUGAAAAUACGUUGGCCGGCUACUGUUUACCAGAGCCAUUUAAUGCGCAACGAUUACGUGAUAUAAUAGAGAAAUUUAUGCAGAGCUUGCGCGAUCCUUCACUACCGCUUCUGGAGCUGCAGGAAGUCAUCGCCUCUAUUUCGGGCCGCAUACCUAUAUCGGUGGAGAAGAAAAUACGCAAGUUAAUGACCCUAUAUGAGCGCAACAUCACCAGCGUACUCGCCCAAUUUCCCUCUCAGCAAAUUGCCAGUGUCAUUGAUAGUCAUGCAGCAACUUUGCAGAAACGGGCUGAUCGUGAUGUCUUCUUCUUAACAACCCAGAGCAUUGUGCAACUAGUGCAGCGCUAUCGUAACGGUAUUCGCGGCCGUAUGAAGGCUGCCGUUCACGAACUGCUACGUCAGUACUACGACGUUGAAUCACAAUUCCAACAUGGUCAUUACGACAAGUGCGUAGGACUGGUGCGCGAGCACAAUAAGGAUGACAUGCAGACCGUGGUCAACACCAUAUUCUCACAUUCCCAGGUGGCUAAGAAAAAUUUAUUGGUUACUCUGCUUAUCGAUCAUCUGUGGGCAAACGAACCGGGCCUUACCGAUGAAUUGGCCAACACCCUUAACGAGUUAACGUCGCUCAAUCGUGCCGAGCAUUCGCGCGUUGCACUUCGUUCCCGUCAAGUCCUGAUUGCAGCUCAUCAACCAGCCUAUGAACUUCGCCACAAUCAAAUGGAAUCGAUUUUCCUAUCGGCGGUGGACAUGUAUGGCCACGAUUUUCAUCCUGAAAACCUACAACGUUUGAUUCUAUCAGAAACCUCCAUAUUUGAUAUUCUUCACGACUUCUUUUACCAUUCCAAUCGCGCCGUCUGCAAUGCGGCUCUCGAGGUGUAUGUUCGACGUGCCUACACCUCCUACGAGCUGACCUGUCUGCAGCACCUAGAGCUAUCAGGCGGCUUGCCUUUGGUGCACUUCCAAUUUUUGUUGCCCACCGCGCAUCCCAAUCGUCUCUUUUCACGCAUGUCAUCGCCUGAUGGUCUGGACCAAGUAGCCGCCGAAAGCGUGGGAUCCUCAUUUGUGCGCACCGGUGCCAUUGCCGCUUUCGACUCGUUCGAGCAUUUUGAGAUGUACUCUGACGAAAUUUUAGAUCUACUGGAGGACUUUGUUUCACCCGCUCUAGUCAGCGCAAAAGUGUUGGAGGCCGUAGACGCUGUGGAUUCUAUCUCUGAUAGCCGUCAUAGCACAUCCAUUAAUGUAUCACUAUCAGAUCCAGUCUCCCGUGCCAAUGCCGCCGAAGAGGCAAAAUCUACCGAACCCAUUCAUAUUGUGAGUGUUGCAGUGCGUGAAACGGGUGAAAUGGAUGAUCUGCAGAUGGCGCAAAUAUUCGGUAACUAUUGCAAGGAGCAUCAACAGGAGCUGUUCCAGCGUCGUAUACGCAGAAUUACCUUCGCUGCGCUAAAGAAGCGCCAGUUUCCAAAAUUCUUCACUUAUCGUGCACGCGACAAAUUCGAGGAAGACAGAAUCUAUCGCCAUUUGGAACCCGCUUCUGCUUUUCAUUUGGAGCUAAAUAGAAUGAAAACGUACGAUCUGGAGGCAUUGCCGACUGCUAACCAAAAGAUGCAUCUAUACUUGGGCAAGGCAAAGGUGUCCAAGGGUCAGGAGGUUACAGACUUCCGUUUCUUUAUACGCUCUAUCAUUCGGCACUCGGACCUUAUUACCAAAGAGGCUUCGUUUGAAUAUUUGCAAAAUGAAGGCGAGCGCGUGCUGCUCGAGGCAAUGGAUGAGUUGGAGGUAGCCUUCUCACAUCCGCAUGCCAAGCGUACCGAUUGCAAUCACAUAUUCCUAAACUUUGUUCCCACCGUCAUAAUGGAUCCGGCUAAAAUUGAAGAGUCUGUUACAAAGAUGAUCAUGCGCUAUGGACCACGUCUAUGGAAGCUACGUGUGCUUCAAGCUGAGUUAAAAAUGGUCAUUAGACAAUCCCCACAGUCGCCAACCCAAGCUGUACGACUCUGCAUUGCAAAUGAUUCGGGAUAUUUCCUGGAUAUUUCCAUGUAUACGGAACAAACGGAUGCUGAAACGGGCAUUAUCAAGUUCAAGGCUUACGGCGACAAGCAAGGUUCUCUACAUGGUCAUCCUAUUUCCACGCCAUACAUGACCAAGGACUUUUUGCAACAGAAACGUUUCCAGGCGCAGUCCAGUGGUACUACAUAUGUGUAUGACGUGCCAGAUAUGUUCCGUCAAAUGACGGAACGACACUGGAAAGAAUUUUCAAAGGCUCGGCCAACGGUGGACAUACGCAUACCUGAUAAGAUCCUACUCGAGUGUGUUGAGCUUGUUUUGGAGGGUGAUAAUCUGGUCGAGAUGCAACGUCUUCCUGGCGAAAAUAAUUGCGGCAUGGUGGCUUGGCGUAUUGUGCUCGCCACUCCCGAGUAUCCAGCUGGUCGUGAGAUUAUUGUCAUUGCUAAUGAUUUAACUUAUCUCAUUGGGUCGUUUGGUAUCAAGGAAGAUGUAUUAUUUGCCAAAGCAUCACAACGUGCUCGCGAACUUAAAGUUCCAAGGAUAUACAUUUCGGUCAAUAGUGGUGCUCGGAUUGGUCUGGCUGAGGAGGUUAAGGCGAUGUUUAGAAUAGCAUGGGAAGAUCCCGAGGAGCCUGACAAGGGCUUCAAAUAUCUAUACCUUUCUACUGAAGACUAUGCCCAGGUUGCUAAUCUCAACUCUGUGCGUGCCAUUCUCAUCGAGGAUGAGGGCGAACAGCGCUACAAGAUUACCGAUAUUAUUGGAAAAGAUGAUGGUCUCGGUGUUGAGAAUCUGCGCUAUGCUGGCCUCAUUGCUGGUGAAACUUCACGAGCCUACGAAGAGAUUGUUACAAUUGCCAUGGUCACGUGCCGCACUAUUGGAAUUGGCUCAUAUGUGGUGCGACUGGGUCAGCGUGUCAUCCAGAUCGAUAACUCGCAUAUUAUACUCACGGGCUAUGCCGCUUUGAACAAGCUCUUGGGUCGUAAAGUGUACGCCUCAAAUAAUCAACUUGGUGGUGUGCAGAUUAUGUUCAACAAUGGUGUCACCCACAAGACUGAAGCUAUCGAUCUCGACGGUGUUUACACCAUUCUGGACUGGCUUUCGUACAUUCCCGCAUAUAUCGGCUGUGAUCUGCCUAUAAUUGUGCCCAAUGAUCGCAUCGAUAGACCUGUGGACUUUAUGCCCACAAAAUCUCCCUAUGACCCACGCUGGAUGCUUGCCGGGCGCGUAAAUCCCGUCAAUGCCAAUGAAUGGGAAAAUGGCUUCUUUGAUCGAGACUCUUGGAGUGAGAUAAUGGCGCCAUGGGCUAAGACCGUUGUAACUGGUCGGGCUCGCUUGGGUGGCGUACCUGUGGGCGUGAUCGCAGUGGAAACGCGCACUGUUGAAGUAGAAAUGCCGGCUGAUCCUGCAAAUUUGGACUCUGAGGCAAAGACACUGCAGCAGGCUGGUCAAGUAUGGUAUCCCGACUCAUCAUACAAAACAGCACAGGCAAUUAAGGAUUUCGGACGUGAGGAACUGCCGCUGAUAGUGUUUGCCAAUUGGCGUGGUUUCUCUGGCGGCAUGAAGGACAUGUAUGAGCAAAUUGUAAAGUUUGGUGCAUACAUUGUGGAUGGCCUGCGUGAAUACAAGAAACCGGUGCUCAUAUAUCUGCCACCUAAUGCCGAACUACGUGGUGGUGCCUGGGCUGUUCUGGACUCACUUAUCAAUCCAAGAUAUAUGGAAACGUAUGCUGAUCCCGAAGCACGUGGUGGUGUUCUGGAGCCAGAGGGCAUUGUGGAAAUUAAAUAUAAAGAAAAGGACCUCAUUAAGACCAUUCACCGAUUAGAUGCUACUACGAUUUCUCUUAAGAAAGAGUAUGAUGAGCUCAUUGCAUCCGGCGACAAGAUAAAAGCUGCUCAAGUUGAAGAAAAGAUCAAGUCUCGUAUAGCGCUACUCAUGCAUGUCUAUCACACGGUGGCAGUCCACUUUGCCGACCUACACGACACACCCGAACGUAUGCUAGAAAAGGAAUGCAUCAGCGAAAUAGUGCCUUGGCGCGAUUCUCGCCGUUGGCUCUAUUGGCGACUACGUCGCCUACUGCUGGAGGAUGCCUACAUUAAGAAGAUACUAAAAGCUCAGGACAAUCUGUCGGUUGGGCAAGCUAAGCAGAUGUUACGCCGUUGGCUGGUUGAGGAUAAGGGUGCCACAGAGGCAUACCUUUGGGAUAAGAACGAGGAAAUGGUCAACUGGUAUCAGGAGCAAACUAAUACCGAAUCUAUAGUUUCAAGAAACGUGAAUUCGGUUAGGCGGGAUGCUAUUAUUUCAACAAUUUCCAAAAUGCUAGAGGACUGUCCUGAUGUUGCGCUGGACGCAGUUGUCGGUCUCUGCCAGGGUCUAACGCCAGUAAACCGCGGGGUCGUUGUACGCACACUCGCCCAAAUGCAGCUUAACGAGGAGUCCUCAAAUACGCAAGGAUGAUUAUACACUGUGUUUUAACGGAACCCAUCCACUGUCUCCUAUGAAUCCUUGUGCAGACGUUGUAUGUUUGUAAAUAAGCACCUCGAAGGCAGAUUUUAUUGCGCUUCUCCAAAAGUUAAUCACUUUUACUCUUGUAAAGUAACAAGCAUGUUUUGCAUUUUGUUUAGUUGCAAUUUUUAAAUAUAAUUAGUUUAAAUAUAGGUUUGUAUAUUUAAAUUUGUUAACGGAAGACGUCUCUAUUUUGCUGCUUAAGUAAGAGUUGCAAGCAUGGGUAAAAAUUGCACAAAUGCCCCUAAACAGGUAGCUUUUAAAUCAUAACUUGUAACAAAGAAUGUUCAAACUAUCUUCGAAUACAAAAAUUUUGUAUAUAAUAUAUUCAAUACUUUCCACUAGUUCUAUAAGAAAUAAAAUGUUUGUACACAGAGCUUUUGUGAAUUAUAAGAAUAAUGCAAAUACAUAAUACUCAAUGUAAA
Scaptodrosophila lebanonensis is the source of this 7895-nucleotide messenger RNA. RefSeq names its product acetyl-CoA carboxylase (gene ACC). The transcript is spliced from 14 exons. Bases 34 to 7422 code for a protein of 2462 amino acids. Gene Ontology annotation, biological process: fatty acid biosynthetic process. The record is from RefSeq and is a predicted model, not a curated record. Gene Ontology annotation, molecular function: ATP binding; metal ion binding; acetyl-CoA carboxylase activity. NCBI's taxonomy places the organism in Eukaryota, Metazoa, Arthropoda, Insecta, Diptera, Drosophilidae.